This is a messenger RNA of Trichosurus vulpecula (common brushtail), 3090 nucleotides long. It is a transcript of the gene KIF18A, whose product is annotated as kinesin family member 18A. Gene Ontology annotation, molecular function: ATP binding; microtubule binding; microtubule motor activity. The coding region runs from base 156 to 2933 and encodes 925 amino acids. NCBI's taxonomy places the organism in Eukaryota, Metazoa, Chordata, Mammalia, Diprotodontia, Phalangeridae. Gene Ontology annotation, biological process: microtubule-based movement. The record is from RefSeq and is a predicted model, not a curated record. The transcript has 17 exons.
CUUCACUAUCUCCCCUCCCCCCCCCAGCACCUAACACCGUGAUGAACAUGCAGUAGUAGGGUUGGCGGAAUCCUACAUGGAAAAGAGGACAUUGAGCAGAGAGUACUUGAGAAAUCAGGCAUUCAGUUAAGCAAAAAAAGCAGGAUAAAGUAAACAUGUCAGUCCCCCAAGAAGAUGUGUGUAAUCACAUGAAAGUGGUUGUUCGUGUGCGUCCUGAAAAUCAGAAAGAAAAAGCUGUUGGCUUUUAUAAGGUGGUCCAUGUUGUGGAUGAGCACUUAUUGAUCUUCGAUCCAAAAGAAGAAGAAGACACUUUCUUUCAGGGGAAGAAAACUAUGAAUCGGGAUAUUACAAAAAGAAAAAGAAAGGACCUUAAGUUUGUCUUUGAUGCUGUUUUUGAUGAAAGUUCGACUCAGUCUCAAGUUUUUGAACAUACCACCAAGCCUGUGCUUAAUGGUUUUUUAAAUGGGUAUAAUUGCACAGUGCUUGCAUAUGGUGCAACUGGAGCUGGGAAGACACAUACAAUGCUAGGAUCACCUGAAGAGCCUGGAGUGAUGUAUCUGACAAUGUUAGGCCUUUAUAAAUCCAUGGAUCAGAUUAAAGAUGAGAAAGUAUGUAGCAUUACAGUUUCUUACUUAGAGGUAUACAAUGAACAGAUUCGUGAUCUUCUAACAAAUUCAGGGCCACUGGCUGUCCGUGAAGAUGCCCAAAGAGGGGUAGUGGUUCAGGGAUUAACAUUACAUGAGCCUAAAACCUCUGAGGAAAUUUUACAGUUGUUGGAUGAUGGAAACAAGAACAGAACCCAACAUCCCACUGAUGUGAAUGCCACCUCCUCUCGUUCCCAUGCUGUUUUCCAGAUUUACUUACGACAACAAGACAAAACAGCAAGUAUAAAUCAAAAUGUCCGUAUUGCCAAAAUGUGUCUCAUUGACCUGGCGGGAUCCGAACGUGCCAGUGCCACAAACGCCAGAGGAAGUCGUUUUAGGGAAGGCGCAAAUAUCAAUCAGUCACUUUUAGCCCUUGGAAAUGUCAUCAAUGCCUUAGCAGAUGGGAAGAGAAAAAAUCAGCAUAUUCCUUACAGAAAUAGCAAGCUAACCCGCUUGUUAAAGGAUUCCCUCGGAGGAAACUGUCAAACUAUCAUGAUAGCUGCUGUUAGUCCUUCUUCUGUGUUCUAUGAUGACACGUACAACACUCUCAAGUACGCCAACCGUGCAAAAGACAUUAAAUCUUCUUUGAAGAGUAACGUUGUUAGUCUGGAUAAUCACAUAACACAAUAUGUCAGGAUUUGUAAUGAGCAAAAGAAAGAGAUUAUUAUGUUAAAAGAAAAACUGAAAGCCUAUGAAGAACAGAAAGUCAUUACUCAUGAAAGUAGUAAAGGAAGCCUCGAGCUUUCCAACCAGGAGGAAACAGAAAUACAAAGGUUUCGAGGAAUUUUAAAUUGUUUGUUCCGGAACCGUGAAGAAAUCAGACGAGAAUAUCUGAAUUUGGAGAUGCUGAUUAAGGAAAAUGAACUAAAAACAUUCUACCAGCAGCAGUACCACAAGCAGAUAGAAAUGAUGUGCUCUGAAGAGAAAGUUGAAAAGGCUACUUGCAAACGGGAUCAUAGGCUUGCAGUGCUUCAAACUCGUCGCUUUCACCUAGGGAAGAAAAGAGAAGAAGAAAUAAAGCGAUUUCAUGAAAAUACGAAUUGGCUUCGUCAGGUUGAGAACGAGAUGUGUCUCCUGAGCAAAAAUGGCCCUGUUUCAAAGGAGCUCAGUAAAGAUAUCCACGACUACCAUUUGAAGCUUGAGAUAAAAGAUUUAAAAACACAAAUCAGACAUGUGAUGAAUCUUGCCUCUCUCCAAGAGCAGCAACAUAAACAGACAGAAAACCUGCUGAACGCUUUGCUCCCAGUCCUAAGAAAGCAGCACGGAGCAUUAAAAGAAGCUGGGCUAGCAAGUUCUCAUUUUGAAUCUGACUUUAAGGAAAUUGAACAUUUAGUGGAGAGAAAGAAAACGGUCGUUUGGGCAGACCAAACUCUGCAAGACCCAAGGCAAGCUGACCUGCCGGAGAUCACAGCUCUAAUGGCCUUUCCAGAGCUAGAACCAAUCCCGUCCAUCCCAAGCUGUACACCUUCAGAUGAAUCCAGUGAAAAUAUGCAGCCAGUAAUUAAUCAACAGAAAACUCCUUCACAAAAAAGAACUCGGAGGAAAUUAAUCCAGUCUCCCUUGAUGACCGAACAUUCCGAAGGACUUAAACUGUCUAGUAAAAGUCGGCUCAAUGAUUCUUUCACACAGGAACUCCAAGCUAUUGUAUAUACACCAGAAAAUUGUAGAAAAUCCAUUCAAAAUCCCAGUUCACAGUCAUCAUAUGGAACCAGUUUUCAGGAAAUCAACAGUUUGAAUACAAACAGUAAUCUCUUUCAUGCUCCCUUUUCGAAAAGUUGUAUACCUCUUGACAGAAGGAUAGAGUGUGUCAAAGAGAAUUUGGAGUCUACAUUUACUGUACACGAAGACAGCGAUGAUACAAAUGGCGUAUUCUCCGAAAGGGAAUUAGAACCAAAUGGAAAUAAUACCAUUUUACCAAGCCUUAGCCUUCCUUCAUUGUUGACUAAGACGUCUGUCCACGUAACAAAUGAAACCCCAUCCUACAUGGCAAUGACUGCUGCUGCCAAGAGGAAACGGAAAUUAACAAGUCCUGCACCCAGCAAUGUGUUAAAGACCACACAAGAUCCUGUAGCUACGAAGCGUAUUCGAAAGGAUCUUUCAGGUCAUGAAUAUUCUAGGAUAAACAGACCAACAAAGGCAUAUAAAAGAAGUCUCCAUGAACUAAAUCCAGGCGUGCAGAGAAAAUUUGGGAGAAGUAUUUCAGAAGGAAACCUAACACUCAGUUCAAAAUCAAAGUCAUCCACUUUUAUCAAGCCUAAUUUUCUAAAAUGUUUUCCUAAGAAGGACUAAAGUAUACCUUUUGUGUAUCCUUCCAGGUACUUUUGAAGAAGAUUUUGAAAAUAGACUUUGUAGGUUUCCUCAAUCCUAUAAAAAUAUUCUAGAAUAGAAGGGAAAAAUUUCCCCUUUCCCUUUCAUGUAUUCUUAAAUAAAUGUAAAUUUCAGCAGC